Molecule: messenger RNA, 519 nt
Organism: Lachnellula hyalina
Lineage: Eukaryota; Fungi; Ascomycota; Leotiomycetes; Helotiales; Lachnaceae
Exons: 1
Coding region: 1-519 (172 amino acids)
Source: RefSeq, a predicted model, not a curated record
AUGCAAUUCACAUCCACUCUCCUUCUCGCAGCCACCGCGCUCGCAACUCUGUCCACCGCAAACACAGUCCACUUCGUCAACCAAGACUCCACAUCUCGCACCAUUUACUUCACGGCCACAGACGGCAACGCCUACAUCGCUCCUCUCUCGGUCUCUGGCCUUGCCACCGAGUCCACCACCUUCCCCGACUCCUGGAUCGGCAACUGGCACUCCGUGUCAUCGGGCGCCGAGAAUGUUACCGGCAUGCUGGGAGAAGUCCGCUGGAACGGCUUUGGCGGGUCCAACUACUUCGACGUGUCAGCUAUUGUAAACCCAAACGACAAUGAGGGCGUCAAGGAGAUCAUCCCCAAAUUCUCAAAUACGCCUGUCAGCGGAUGCCAAACAUUCCCAUGUAGCAAUGCUUACAACAAGCCCGACGAUAUCGCUACGCUCAGCACAACAGAUUCCGAACUUAUCUGUCUGCUUGGAAACACCGGCAGCGCGAGACGUCAUGCUAGGGAUUUUGCCGAGAAGAAUUAA